AUGGAAGGAGAAACAUUUGAUAUACCGGAAUAUUAUAAAUUGGAAAAGAUUAUUGGUAGAGGAUCGUAUGGAGUUGUUGCUAGUGCUCUUGAUACGAGGACUAAUGAACGAGUUGCCAUCAAGAAGAUUUCCAAUAUUUUCCAAAAAAACAAGGACUAUCAAAAACGUAUUGUUAGAGAGUUGAAAAUUCUAAAACACUACAAUAGUGUUCAUGGACAUGAGAAUAUUGUUCAAUUGAAGGACUUGGUUGUUCCAAGAUCUGAAAAUGAACUGAAGGAUUUGUUCAUUAUAACUGAGUUGAUGGAUUGUACUGUUAGAGACGUUUUAAAGAGUAAUCAAGCAUUUACUGAAAUUAACACCAUUUACUUUUUGUAUCAUAUGUUGAAAGGGUUGGCCUUUAUCCACAGCUCUGGUAUUGCUCACAGAGAUAUCAAACCUCAGAAUAUUUUGGUCAAUGAGGUUUUCAGAAUUGCCUACUGCGACUUUGGUUUAUCGAGAGGAGUUGAUAUUGACUCUAAAAUUUCUACUAACGAUGUUGCCUCAAUGUGGUACAGGUCUCCUGAAGUUAUUCUUGGUUAUGAAUAUGGAAUGAAACCAAUGGAUAUUUGGGGUAUUGGUUGUAUUAUGGGUGAAAUGCUCGCUUCAGGUAAAGUUUUAUUCCAAGGUUCUUCUGCUCUCGAUGUAUUAGACAAACAACUUGAAUUACUUGGUACACCAGAAGAAAGUGCAGUUAAAGGUUCUUUCAAAGCUGUCAAGUAUUUCAAGUCGCUACCAGUCAAACAAAGACCAGACUGGAAAACAUAUUUCCCUAACGCCUCUCCAGAAGCUCUUGACCUGCUGUCCAAGAUGUUAGAAUUUGACCCAGAUAGAAGAAUCACAGCUGAACAAGCUCUUCAACAUCCUUACCUUUCGUGUAUUAGAGAACAAUACAUGAGUGAUGAAGAAAUAGUGUGUAAUUCUAAGUUUGACUAUAGAUUUGAUGAAUCUAUGAAAACAGAAUCUGUGCGUAAAUUCCUUUAUGAAGAACUCAAACAAUUUGUCCAAUACAGUAACACAUCUCCAAACCCAAUAGUGAAGGAUGAAACUGUGACAUCACCACUUCCAACAUCCAGAACAAUUGGAUGUACUAAUUAG
Naegleria gruberi is the source of this 1134-nucleotide messenger RNA. RefSeq lists its product as uncharacterized. Gene Ontology annotation, molecular function: ATP binding; MAP kinase activity. Gene Ontology annotation, cellular component: cytoplasm; nucleus. The record is from RefSeq and is a predicted model, not a curated record. The transcript has a single exon. Gene Ontology annotation, biological process: intracellular signal transduction; protein phosphorylation. Bases 1 to 1134 code for a protein of 377 amino acids. Lineage: Eukaryota; Heterolobosea; Eutetramitea; Acrasida; Naegleriidae.